This is a messenger RNA of Scatophagus argus, 16681 nucleotides long. Its product is annotated as protein piccolo-like. Gene Ontology annotation, molecular function: structural constituent of presynaptic active zone; metal ion binding; protein binding. The transcript has 29 exons. The coding region runs from base 126 to 16553 and encodes 5475 amino acids. NCBI's taxonomy places the organism in Eukaryota, Metazoa, Chordata, Actinopteri, Scatophagidae. The record is from RefSeq and is a predicted model, not a curated record. Gene Ontology annotation, cellular component: membrane; GABA-ergic synapse; axon. Gene Ontology annotation, biological process: protein localization to synapse; presynaptic active zone assembly.
UACCAGCUACCAAAGAGAUUCCAACCUCUACCGUAUCUUCCACCAAAGAGACAGACCUCAAUAAACCACUGCCGGCUAGUGUUUCUUCUGUCAACAACGAUACUGAAACUUCUCACAAGAAGAAAAUGGAAAUCACGCCACCAAGUUCUCUUGCAAAUAAAGAAGUAUCAGAAAAGAAAGAGGAGAAAAUUGGAAUAGUUGAAAAGGUAGCUGAUCAACCAGUCAAAUCUACUGGUGAAUUACAGCCCCAGAAAACCCUUAACAAAGAAUCAAACCCUGUUGAAAAACCACUUGCCAAAUCUGCUUCUCCAGCAGCACAGCCAGCAAAUCAAGAAACCUCAUUUUUCCCCAGUCUUGGUAGUCCUAAAUCUCAGCAUGCUGCUUCAAAAACAACUGAAGCAGUGACUGGGAAGAUGCUUGGAUUUGGGUCAUCUGUCUUCAGCUCAGCAUCCACCUUGAUAACAUCUGCAGUUCAGGAGUCCCGCACAACACCACCAAGUUCACGUAAAAUGUCUGCUCCAGCACAAGUCUCUGACAAGAACUCCAGUCCCCCAGUUUCUCUGAAGAUGACUUUGGCAAGGGAGACAAAACCACUUGGUGCUCAGAAAUCACAACUUGAAAAUAUACAUGGCCAACCCCAGCAGACCAAGAAUCUUUCUUCUGGACAGGCCAAAGUCGAUCUGGGUCCAACAGAGCCUGCAAAACCAGAAGCCUCCCAAGCUACUUCCAAACUGGGCCAGUCUACUUGUCCACUGUGUAAGGCAGAACUUAACAUUGGCUCCAAAGAUCACCCCAACUACAAUACCUGCACUGAAUGCAAAAACAUUGUUUGCAACAAGUGUGGAUUUAGUCCUAUGCCAAGUCUAAAAGAGGCAAAGGAAUGGCUUUGUCUCAACUGCCAGAUGCAGAGAGCACUUGGAGCUUCUGAACCUCCCGGCCUUCCUAUGAUAAAAUCCCAACCUUCACCAAGCAAAGAUGUCCCUGCUACUGCACACAAGACAGAGACCCCUAUGUUAGCUUCUGAGGAAGACAUCCCUAAACUGGUCUUAUCCAAAAAUGAGCUUGUUAAUAUUCCAACAGCCAAAGAAACUGAAAACCCAACCCCUGGUACACCAACAAAGAAAGUAAGCCUUGCAGCUGCUUCAUUGGUUGACAAGACAGUUCCACCCACUAUUUCUAAAAUUGAAGUUUCGCCAGCUUCACAAAUGCUUUCUGGAGAGACACCCAAGGAACCACUUAGUACACUCCAGCAACAGCUACCAAAAGCCGUGACUUCUAGUGCUAAGUCUGCUCCCUCACCUGAUCAGGAAGCAGGAAAAACUCCCCGACAGCAACCACAAAAAUCUGGUACCGCACCAGCCAAAUCUGUACCACCUGCAUCUCAACCUGAAAAACAGGAGUCAGGAGGCUUCUUUGGGUUUGCUGGUCCUAAAACACAGCCUACUGCACAGUCAGGUGGGUCAGUGACUGGAAAGAUGUUUGGCUUUGGAUCAUCUUUCUUAAGCUCUGCCUCUACUUUGAUAACUGCAGCUGUCCAGGAUGAACCUAAGACUACACCACCAACUCCACGUAAGAUGUCCACUACAGGAAAUGUCUUACCUAAAACUACACCGCCAGCCUCUCCUAAAGCAUUACCUGCAAAGGACACCAAGGCACAUGCUGUUCAGAAAACUAAGGGGAAAAGUCCAGAGAAACCACAGCAGGAAAGAACUCCUUCAGCAGUACAAGCCAAAGUAGACAAAGUUCCAUCAGAGCCCCCCGAGGCAUCAACAAACACCCAAGGUGCUCCAAAAGUAGAUCGGUCCGUCUGUCCACUCUGUAAAGUAGAGCUGAACAUGGGCUCUGAGGAUCCUCCCAAUUACAACACCUGCACAGAAUGCAAGACAACAGUCUGUAACCAAUGUGGAUUUAAUCCAAUGCCAAAUGUGGUAGAGGUAAAGGACUGGCUUUGUCUGAACUGCCAGAUGCAAAGAGCCCUAGGAACAUCUGAGCUCACUGGACAUCCUGUAGUCAAACCACAGCACACCCAAAGCAAGGUUUUUAUGCCGCCUGGAACUGAACAUAAAGAUGUGCCAACAUUAGUCCAAAAGGAGAAAGCCACAGAAUCCUCAGCAGUUAAAAAAGAGGUAAUUCAAGCACCUCUACCUAAAAAAGAAACCCCCAAAGUUGAGGCUGCUUUGCCAGUUGCAGUCCAAAAUAAGGACACAUCACGACGAGAUUCUAUGCAAAAGACACAGGUCCUUUCAGAUACUGAACAAGGACAAGGCCAGGGCAUUCCUGGCCAGCAGCAGCGUGUUGGAAAAUCCCCACAAGAACAGCUUUCUGAAACUACAAAGCCAGAAGUCAAGGCAGAUCUUAACAACAGACUGGGAAAACCACCACAACAGCUCUCAAAAUCUGUAACCCCUGCUGCCAAAUCCGCACCACAACCAGCUCAUCCUUCUAAACAGGAAUCAGGAGGAUUCUUUGGCUUUGGUGUUCCUAAAACCCAACCUGCUGCUGCAAGGUCUGCUGAGUCUGUGACUGGGAAGAUGUUUGGUUUCGGUUCGUCUAUCUUCAGCUCUGCAUCUACAUUGAUAACUUCUGCUGUUCAAGAUGAACCUAAAACACCCCCCUCUCCUCGUAAGAUGUCAGCUACAGUGGAUGUCUCUCCUAAAAUUACACCUCAAGUUUCUCCUAAGAUGUCACCUGCAAAGGAGAGCAAACCACCUUUAUUGGAGUCAUCUCAUCAGGCCAGUCCUGCGUCAUCGGUACUGGCCAAAGUAGGGAAAGCUCCAUCAGAGCCUCCAAAAUCCAAGGAAGUGAACCAAGUUGCUUCUAAAGCAAGUCUGUCAACCUGCCCACUCUGUAAAGUCGAACUGAACAUGGGCUCCAAGGAUCCUCCCAAUUACAACACCUGCACUGAAUGCGAGAACACUGUCUGCAAUCUUUGUGGAUUUAACCCCAUGCCUCAUACAGCAGUGAAGGAAUGGCUGUGCCUGAACUGCCAGACUCAAAGGGCCCUGCUGGGACAGUUGGAAGGAAAAAUGGACCAGCCUUCACCUGUAUCUGCAAAGCCAGAGACCCAGACCACACCUGCAGCCCAAAAAGCAGAUCCCAAAUCUACCCCGACAAAGGCAGAGCCUACACCUGUGGUCACAAAAUCACAGCCCUCACCUGCUGCCAUCAAAGCAGUACCCACCGUUCCAACCCCGAAAGAAAAUAUGGAACUUAGUUCUGUCAAAAUGGAGGACAUGACCACAGCAGCCUCUGCACAAAUCAAGCUUGAGACCACAGUAAAGGUUUCACCUGUUACAACAGAAAAAGAGCCUUUAACAACAUCUACAGCCAAACACACGGAGGUCAAUGGAACACAGUCUCUCAAAACAGAAGAGUCUAGACCUGACUUUUCAAAAGUCAAAGUAGCUUCCCCUUCCCCAGCGACUGAGAUGACAGUUGUGCCCACAUCCCUUGUUGCUGCAGAGUUUGCUGUGGCUGGGGUUGUUCGAGCUACGGAAGCACAUCCAGAAUUGUCUGCCCCCGAGAGGAUUGUUAAAGAACUACAGCCUGAUGAACAUACCAAAACAAAAUCUUUACAGCAAGUUGAGCUGCAACCAACCUCACAAGAACCACAGCUGGUAUUGGAACCAGAGCCAGUCAUAGCAGCUAACAGCAAGAAGGUGGCUGAUAAGCUGGUUGAAAAGGUUAGUGAUGUCACUUCAACUCCAGAAACACAACCAGUAUCUACAACGAAAAUCAUAAUCAAAGAACAAGAUGAAACCAUUCCUACAGCACAGGACAAACUGGAAAAUAUAGUUGUCCCUGCAGUGACUACUGAGCCUAAAGAUAAAGCAGAGGGGCAUGAUGAAAAUCAACCCCAGAUUUUACCCAUAUCGGUGGAACUAGAGGGCCAGGUGGUCAGUGAUACAAAUGAAAAUGAUGUUAAUACUAAUUCAUCCAUGCCAGUUAAGAAAGAAGUUAAAGCUGAGAGAAGGCGCCUAAGUUUCCAAGAAAUGGAGGAAAGCAGUGAAAGUGAGAUGACACCCUCACCCUCACCUAAAAUCCAGAGAAGAAGGCUAAAGGUGAGCAGUGUUUCAUCCAGCAGUGAGGACAUCAAAACUGAAAGCGCUGACUCCAAUGUGGAAGAUGAAGAAUUCAUCCGCAGGCAGAUAAUGGGUAUGGGGGAUGAAGAAGAAAUGUCUCUUUCAGAAGAUGAAAAAGGAAAGAAUUUGUCAAAUGAGGAAGCUAUCAACGAGGCUGCUGCAGUGACACCCAAAUCAUUGUCCAGAAUAAGUAGCACAGAUAAAGAAGACAGCCCAGCCAGGAUACAAGCCCUCCCAACAGCUGACACUGCCACUACUCAAGAUGUUUCUCAAACAAUUCCUAGCACUACUUUUAAGAAAGCUAUUCCAGUCAUGAGACAGAGACAAAGCACUGAUGAAGAAGUAGAGAGCAUCACAGAAUCCCUCUCAAAGGGAUCAUCUAGUGUUCAGGCAUCUAGCUUUACGCCGGGAUCUUCACCUACAUCAGCCUCAUCUCUGGAGGAGGACAGUGAUAGCAGCCCCAGUCACAGGAAAAUCAGUGGGGGCAAACAGCAUCGCAAAGGUAAGCACAGGCAGCCAAGCCAGCCUCUCCCAACCAUUGAAGACUCCUCUGGAGACGAGAAGAUGAGGGAGGAGAAGUCUAGGAAAGACAAAGAUGAACUUAGAGCCCAUGGCCAAGCACUGACUCCAACUGAAGAUGCUUCCUCCACAGAGGAUCUGAGAUCGGUCACAGUAAUUGAAGAAACAAGCAGAACAUCUGGCUCUGAGUACUCUGCCAGUAUAGAAUCAGAACCAGAGGCUAGGCAUGCUUUCCAAAGAGGAUGUAAGCCUUCACCAACAGUCAUUCCAUACACUUCUGAUUCUUCUGAUCCAUUUAAAGAGACAGAUACUUUGACAAAAUCAUUGAAGAGUGCUGAAGAAGCAUAUGAGGAAAUUAUUCAGAAAACAAAAGCCAUUCCAGGGGAGAGUCCUCCUGACAUUGAGCCUCUCUAUGGAGGAAUGGCAAUAGAGGACUAUCUUUAUGAAUCCUUAGUUGAGGAGCCUGAUAUUAAUAUGAGUGACUCUAAAGAGGAAGAAAUCAUACAGAGCACUGGCUCUGAAACUCUAAAAAAACUCAGGUCUCCAGAGGAGGUUUAUGAAGAGAUGAUGCAGAAAAAGAGAGAACUGAUAAUGAUAGAGCAAGAAUUUCAACAGGCCCAAACGGCCAUGGAAUCUUCCUCAUCAGUGGCUUCAGUCACAGAGCAUCCCUUGGUUGCUGAUACCUGUAUAGUGGCCAUACCUGCAGAUGACACAUCUAUCACUGGACAAACUGAUAUGCCUAAUACAGGCAUUGAAACCUUGAGUGAAGUGCCAAUGAAGAAAAAGAAACGGCCAGCUCCUCCACGUCCCUCUGAACCCCCUAAGCGCACUGAAGUCACUGUUGUUCCCAGUGCUUCAAGUGGAUCUGUAGGUUUUGUUAGGCCUAUGGUUCCUCUAGAUCCAGCACUCAGAAAGGCAUUGUUUCCUAUACCAGACCUAAAAAUUACACAGUGUUCAUCUGGGGAGGAAGAGGAUGACAGUCUUGCAGAUGAGUAUGGUGUUGGUAUUUCCUCUGACAUUACACCCAGUGAUGACUCUGAGACUAAAGAGGAUCCUUCCAUAAGCCCACCUUUGUCUGAAAAUGCUGAAAUGGAACCCAUCUGUGUGGUCUGUGAGAUUCCAGAGCCAAAACCUAUUCCAACUCCAAUAUCAGCCCCAGAGCUAACUACUACACCUUCUCCAGUAUCACCAGUGUCACCUCCAACUUCACCAGUCACUCCAGAUUCCAGUUUGGCUUCUAAUGCUACAUCUUCAUCGUCAUUCCAAGCUCAAACACCCCUUUCUCCGGUUUCAACUCCGCUGUCAACACCAACACCUCCAGCUUCAGUUGCAACCCAAUCACCUCCAGAGAUCUUGCCACAAUCACCUGCAGCAAUACUGUCUAGUGGGGUCCUAGAAUCUCAUCCCUCUCCAACCACAGUUAUAGUUACCAUACCAGAUGUGGUGUCAGAUCCAUCCAAAGCCCAAACAGCUGCUGCAGUACAAGUUAUGACUUCUACAGCUGAAAUCCCAGCUCCAGCACUAGUGGAGAUGUCUAUUCCUGUACCUGUUGUAGUUCAGAUGCCAGACUUGGUUUCAUCUCCAUCUCAGGUGCCUGUUGAGGCUCCAGCUGUUAUACAGGUCUCAGCAUCGAGUCCUGCACCUGUUGUAGUUUCAUCUCAACUUACAGCCUCAAAGGCAGCUACACCUGUUACACUCUCCACUCCAGCAUCAACCGGUGAUGUUUCUACUUCAGUCACUCUGGCCUCUGGGCCAGUUAUAGUCCAGAUGCCUGAUCUAGUUUCAACUACAUCUCCAAUCUGUUCACAAAUCCCACUACCAGUCUCAGCACUUGUGACUACCCCAGCACAAGCCCAAACUAAAGUGGUUCACUCAGUCCCUGUACAAUCAGCAAUCCCACGUAUGAGCCCAGCAGUAGUCCAGGUGUCUGCACCAGCCCCAGCAUCAACUACUAUAGUCAAGAAGAAGGUCCCACCCCCUCCUCCUCCUCGAUCUACUUCUGUGUCAUUAGCUGAGCCUUAUACAGACCUGCAACUUGUAAAGACUGGUCAGCAUGUCAGCCCUACCAUGACAAGACCUGUAACUGCGGGAACCACAGGGGCUGGUCAACCAAUGCAGUCUGUAAUUGUGGAUAUACAGCCAAGAAUGGAAGAAAUACAACCAGAUAAUGUGGGUGUACCUCAAGUAGUGUCCCCAACCAGACAAGGGCAUGUAGUCAUCAUAGUGCCCAGUGUGGAAAACAUAUCUCUGCAUGGACAAAUCCCACAAGAUAUAUCUAGCACGGGGCCAGUUGUUCCCACUCCUCUGCCACAGACUAGUCAAACAGUCACACACCCUGCUUCAGAUAUACCCGGGACAGAUACAGCUUCACUAUCUACUAAGGUUCCAGUGGCUUCAGCUCCACCACUUCCAUGUAAACCGAUGCCAGGGACAAAAGUUAUAGACACAGUAGAAAUACCUGUAGCAGAUACACCGUCACCACCUCAUACCCCUUUACCCAAGCCUGCUGUUCAUCCAAAGCCACAGCUUUCCUCUACAGUGACACUUGCUACAACAACAGUAGCACAAGCUGUUGUGACAACAAUUAGCCCUAGUCAGAUUCCCAAGCCUCCUCCACCCAUCCCACCCAAGCCUAUAUCAAUUCCAGCAGGACUUGUUUUCAGCCACAAGCCAGGUGAGAGCGUUAAGCCACCUUCGCCUGUAGUCUCCAAAGCUGCAACACUGCCCAGGACCAAAGAACCUCCAAAUGCUCUGUCUCUUAGCCUGACACGGCCUGUGGAGUCUAAAUUUGGUGCAACAUCUCCGAAAUCACCAUUGUCUCCUAGACAUGCCAAAUGUUUACAAACUUAUGUUGUUAUAACCCUUCCAUCUGAACUUAGCUCACCAACAGAGGGCAUGACAGUCCAGGCACCCGUAAGACGAGGCUCCAUACCAUCUACAAAAUUGUCAGAGGUACGAACCACUCCUUCAGAGCAGAAAACACCCACUGAGGCAUUCUCAGCACAGGCUAUAGUUAGGAGAGCUUCUGUCCCCAAUGUAAGGCAACCACCUCCAAUACCCAAAGCUCCAGCUGUGGCAGCUGAGCAAGUCACACCCUCUGAGGUAGUAGCCACUAAGGUGGAAGUCAGAAAAGACUCUGUGUCAUCUGUAGUGCAACCACUACCAUCUGUGGCUAAUGUAAAUGUCAUGUCAUCAGGUCAGGACACACCUAUUCAGGCACAGAGAGUACCUCAUCCAAUUAAGAAAUCAUAUGUACAACAACAACCGAUUACUCAGCCAUUGCCACCACCUAAAACAGUAUCUGAGGUUAUCACAGUGCCCACAGAGACAAAGAUUCUUAUUCAACCAAUAACAGUCCAGGCCACAGCAAGAGCACAGUCCAUACUAUCUGUUAGUCAGCAUCCAAACAUAGCCCCAGAGGUCAUCACAGUUCCCCUUGAGGUCUCGGCUGAAGCACUAGUUCCUCAGGCCCCAAUACUAACUGUACCUGUGCAGCCACAGCCUCUGACAGACACUGUUGCUAUAACACUGCAACCUGAGGUUCCUUUAGAUGCACCGGUUCCCCAAGAUAGAACAUCUAUAGUCCCGUCCACUGUUAUUUAUCCACAAGUUGCAACUGAAGUAGAAAUGUUGCAAAAAGAACAGGAUGUGCCUGCUGAUGUCACUAUCACCAAGGCAGUCAUGCUACGAUCUCCAAUACUAGGAGUGAGUCCUGUUACACAGCAACUUAUGGCAGUUGAAAGUUUUAACAGUACUCAAACUGUUGCUGAACUUCCAUCAGUACCACAGCCUGGCCAGCCUUUAGAAGUUCUGCCUUCAGGGACUGAACAGUUAUCCAGACAACGACCACUUUUUGUAGCUGAAGAGGUGACCCUACCUACAAAGUUUGCAUUGCCAACAGAGGUUAUUACAACUGACUCUGCUUUUAGAAUACCAGGAGUAACAGCAGUAUGUCCAGUAGCUCAGCCUCUACCUGUAGAGUUAAUGCCACUAACUACAACUGCUAAGAUGACAGUUCCUACAGUUGGUGAAGUAACACCAUCACCUGUUGUGUUAGAGGUCCAAAAAAUUGGACAGUCAGAUGUGCCUCAUGUUACUGAUAUUCCACAAGUCUAUGGAGCAGUUACAUCCUCAGUCAUGUCACAUUUAACACAUCCGCUGGAGGUCACAGCAUUGCAGCCUGAGAAUGAAACACUCAGAGAGAUUAUAACAAAGGAUGUUGAUUUAAGAAGCACUUCAGUAUCCUUACCAGUUAUGCAGCCUCAGGCAGUGGCUGGGAUGCCAGUUGGAGUUAUUACAACUGAAGAAACCACCAGUAGGAGGAGGACAUCUAUAUCAUCCAUAGGACAGCCACCACACAGCACAAGUGAGAUAUUUACCUAUCCUGCAGAGCAUGAACAUGCUACACAGGUGGUUACAACUGAAGCCUUUGCAGCCACCAGGAGAGAGUCCAUAACCAUGCAACAACCAUUACCACUGGCACAGGUAGUCAACAUGCCGGCUGAAAGAGAUGUUCCUAUUGAUGGUAAAGGUGUUCAGGUGCACUACAGAAGAGGAUCUGUUCCUUCUACAGAGCCGAGACCACAUCUAUUAACUUAUUCAUCAGAAUACGAUCGCCCUCUAGAGAUUAUAACCGCUGAGGAAUACACUAGAAGAACCUCAAUGCCCACUGCACAGGACAUUCCACAGGGUGUAUCUGUUGCACCGGUGACAAUCACUAAAAUUCAGCAAGAGUCUAUCGAGAGCCAGGAGAUUCGAGGACCAGAAAAGGUGGUCUCCAGUAUGAGUCACAUGUACUCUUCAUCAAUUUCCACUUCAGGCCAGCCUCCUGAAAGCCUGCCUAGUCUGGUCACUCAGGUGGUCACCACUGAGGUCCAGAGGACCACUGUUUCUGUUGUCCAUGAAAGACUUCCACCUGUCCCUCUACCCAGUGUAGCAAUCACUAUACAACCGGAUAUAGCUAAAGUGCAACCUCUGCCAAAACAGAAUGGGAAGAUAAUCUACCCUAGUGAUGUUAUUGAUUUACGCACUAUGAAGGUUGGCAUAAAAAUGACUGAACAAGGCAUGGACCUCACACCACCUGAAUCAUAUAGACAGACUUUUUCAAGUGAUUCUAAUGGCCGACAGAUCACGGCAGUACAGCCUGAGAUAGUAAAUCUUAGUGCAGAGGUCACCCCUGCAACCACACUGUCUGUUGUCACUGACAACAUCACAAUAGUCACAUGUACAGCUACCAUUGCUUCAUAUAACAGCACUCCAGCAGAAAAACCGCUUGAUUUGCAAGGCCCUGUUAUGUCGUUGCCUCUGCCUCUUACCACAUACAAACCAUUCGAACCGCGAGCACAGAUUGUAUACAGACCUGUGAACUCCCAGGCUGUAGUCAAUGCAGUAGCAUCCACAGCUCAAGACAUACCCAUUAAUCUUUCCUUUGGAGUCUCCUCAGGAAGCAAACAGCCAAUUGCUUCAGCCCCAACAACAAUAACCGAUGGAGGUCCUAUCCUUUCUUUAGAGGCCACAGGGGCCAUGGAUCUGUCAAAUUACAGACCAGUGAGAGCUAUGGUCGCUUUAUCAGGCACAAGCCCAGGAGUGGUGACUACUGUUGUAGAAGAUGAUGGGACACCAGUCGACCUCACAGCUGGAAGAAGGAGUGUGUGCUGUGAUGUCAUUUACAAGCUACCAUUUACAGGAAGCUGCAGGACACAGCCCCCAGUUACAACCCAACCUGACAACCGUUUUGGCUACAAAGAUGACCAUUACCAAUAUGAUAAUUCUGGACUCUAUGGUAUCAAAGGAAUGAAUGGUAUAAAAGCUUCAGUAUCUGAGACCAACCUGACAGAGGCAGGGUUGUUCUAUGAUUCCAAGAUUGAAAAUGACUAUCUCAGUGGAUCUUCAGAUGGCGCUAUAGACCUCACUGCUGCCAAACUUUCUGCUGGUAAAGCUCUAGACUACACUAGCAAAGCUACUGGAGGCUACCCUGGGAUGACAACUGCUCCAUGCUCCCAGGUCCCCGCAGCUGGAUUUGGUGUAAAUAGUGUUCUAAGAACCUCAGAUGGAAUACUUUAUUCUUCUGUUGCUGCCCCAGUUCCAUCCACAUAUGCAAUUACAACUCAACCAGGCUCCAUUUUUAGCACUACUUUAACACCAACAUCAACAGUGCAGAACCAGUUAUUGCCACAUCCAUAUGGUUUCAUUCCCAGUGCAGACUCAGGACAGAUAAUUCCUUUUGACACUGGACUACCUAAAGAACUUAUACCCGCUGCUUUGGCUGACAUAAUAACAGGCUAUCCAGACAUGUACUCAGACACCACCCUGGAAGCAAUUGCUGCCUCUCUGGAUGCCUUAGCCUCCUCCCCAAUUUUUCCUGGCUUAGAUAACACCAAGAUGGCACAGUAUCAGAUGGAAAGGGAGUUUCUAGAGCUAGAAAAGCUUAAACAGCUAUGUCUCGCCGAGGAGCUUGAGUGGGAGAGGCAGGAAAUCCAGCGUUACCGUGAACAGGAGCAGCUUAUGGUCCAGCGGGAGCUUGAGGAGCUCCAAGCUCUGAAACAGCAGCUUCUCCUGCAGCAAGAGGAAGAGCACCACGCCCACAUGAUAGCCCAGCAGGAGACCUAUGCCCAGCAGAAAGAGCAGUUGCUGCAAAUCCAACAACUCCAGCUGCAACUUCAGCGGCAGCUAGAUGAACACUAUGGUAGCACUGGUACCACAGGGAACCUCCUAGAUGCUAAAUAUGCAGGGGUAGGAGACAGUGGCCAGUAUUGGCCUGUCAAAGAUGAGUCUACAAUUCCAUCCGUUGGGACACAGUUUGAGGAAAGUCAGGACCAGCUUAAUAUAAUCAAUAAGCUUCAAGCUGAUCAGGAUACAGGGAAAAAAAUAAUUGAUAGUGGAGUUCAGACAGAUGAUGAAGACUCAGCAGAGAAGCAGCAUGUAGGAAGGAGAAAAAAGAGUAAAAGAAAUGUUGAUAGCUCAGCUCAGACUGAUGAUGAGGACCAAGAUGAAUGGGAUGCUCCCACAAAAGCUCGCAGACGCUCUCGAAAACAUAGCAGUGAAGGGAAACAUGGCUCUAAGGUCUCCAGCAUUGCUAUCCAGACAGUGGCUGAGAUAUCAGUCCAGACUGACCACUCUGGAACUAUCAAACGACCCAAUGUCCAGAUGGAUACAAAGGUGGAAAUCAUCAAGCAUAUCUCGGCUCCAGAGAACUCUCAGAGAGGAGGUAGUCUGAGCUGUCAGACAGACUCAGACAGAAGACACACACCCAUUGAGGUGGGCUAUAGCUCACACCUAACAGCAGAUGUUCCCUCUAAGUCUAAAGUCUUUUACAACCAAGUGUCCCCUUUGUCCCCGGAAAAGUCUCUUGGAGGCCAGAGAAUGCUGACUGCUGACCCAACCAGAUUUUCCUCUGGUCCUCGGAUAUUAAAGGCUGGUCAAAAGUCUUUAUCUGAUCCUAAAUCCCUUAGUCCUUCCACAGAAGACAGGAUUGGUGGAUACUAUGCAGACAGCUAUUCUGGCCGAGGCUCUCCCUCUGGUACAAGUAAGAAGGUAAAGCGGACACUACCAGACCCCCCUCCCGAGGAUGAAUCUCUGACAGGAAGAUCAGGCUACAGCACCAACUCUGCUCGUCGCCGUCUUGCCCGCAGUACAACAAUGGCCCGAGCAAAGAUUCUGCAGGACAUUGACAAGGAGCUUGAUUUGGUGGAGAGAGAAUCUUCUAAACUUCGCAAAAAACAGGCUGAGCUAGACGAAGAGGAAAAGGAAAUUGACGCCAAGUUACGGUACCUUGAGAUGGGUAUCAACCGACGUAAGGAAGCCUUGCUGAAGGAGAGAGAGAAGAGAGAGAGGGCCUAUCUCCAGGGAGUGGCAGAAGAAAGAGACUACAUGUCAGACAGUGAGGUCAGCAACAUCAGAGAGACAAGGGGUGAUGGCCUAGAGAGACCACGUACAGCUCCCCAGUCAGAGUUUGAUCAGUUCAUCCCUCCACAGACUGAAGCUGAUUCCCAGUACAACACACUAACUAGUCCCUACUCCCAUUAUGCCCAGUAUGUACCUCAGACCCAAACCACUAGUCACUACACCCAACAGAAUCUGUAUCAGCAGCAGUCCCUUUAUCACCAACAGGUGUCUCCUUACCCAACCCUAUCCCUCUCCCAUGCCCAAGCUCAGCCAAGCAGCUACCAACAUGCUCUGCUCUUGCAGCAGGGAAAGCAACGUCAGACUACCCUGUCUGAUUUAGAGCCUAAGAUCACCACCAACUAUGAAGUGAUGCGCAACCAGCCUCUGCUCAUUGUGCCAACAUCUACAGAAAGUGGCUAUGGGGUAGCUCACUUAGCGGGAAAGUAUGGCAACCUGGAUUUGAGACUAGGGUUAGAGGAGAGGAGCAUGGCAUCUAGUCCCAUGUCUAGCAUUUCUGCUGAUUCUUUUUAUGCCGAUAUUGAUCACCACAAUGCCAGGAACUAUGUCCUAAUUGAGGACAUAGGGGAGCUCACCAAGACCUCAACGGGGCUGAGCAACACAGGUUUGGGUUCUGGAUUCAACCUGCCUGAUAAGGAGUUGUCCAAGGCAGACAGACUACUCAGGGCAGCAGAAGUCAGGCGCACAGCGGAGGUGGCAGACUUUUUAGGCUCAUCUCGACUUCAGAGUUAUAGUAAAGGAGAAGAUGACACUAUGGAGGAGCCUUAUGAGCUGAAGUUACUGAAGCAGCAAAUCAAGCAGGAGUUCAGACGUGGAACUGAGGGACUAGAACACUUAACAGGCCUGGGCCUGCCUCAUUAUCUCCCCAGCGAUACCAGUUUUCGUCACUUCCCUAAAGGAGAAAAAUAUAGCAUUGGCAGGCUCACUCUUGAAAAACAGGCUGCAAAGCAGCUCCCAGGAGCUGUGCUUUACCAAAAACAGAUGAAGAACAAAAAGGCCUUAAUAGAUCCAAAGGCCAUCACUAAAUUUUCCCCAAUUCAGGAGAGCAGGGACAUGGAGCCUGACUUUACAAGCUACAUGGGAUCUGGGGCCUCCUCUGUCACCAAUCUGGCUGCCACAGCUAGGUUACUUCAGGAUGAGAUUACAUUUGGGCUAAGAAAGAACUUGUCAGAGCAGCAAAAAUAUUUGGGUUCCUCCCUGGGGGCCAACCUAGCUGGUUCCCUUAACCUUGGGCAGUCCCUUGGACUGGGAUCCACUAUCAGGGCCACUGCCCAGGAUGAUGGAACCUACCCAAGUGGCACCCGUUCCCGGCCCUCUUCACGGCCCUCCUCCCGGCCCUCCUCUGUCUAUGGCUUGGAUCUCUCUAUCAAACGGGACCUGUCCAGCUCUUCACUUAGACUUAAAACAGAAGGAGAGGUACUGGAUGCAGCAUUUGCCCCUGGGGUGGCCAGAGCAAAGCCAACCAGUUUACCUAUCAGCCAAAGCCGGGGCCGUAUCCCCAUUGUAGCUCAGAACUCUGAGGAGGAGAGCCCUCUGAGCCCAGUGGGGCAGCCCAUGGGUAUGGCUAGAGCCUCAGCUGGACCUCUCCCUCCAAUCUCUGCGGACUCCAGGGACCAGUUUGGGUCUAGCCAUUCCCUGCCAGAGGUACAACAGCAUAUGAGAGAGGAAUCUCGGACGCGUGGCUAUGAUCGAGACAUCGCAUUCAUCAUGGAUGACUUGCAAGGCGCCAUGUCUGACAGUGAAGCACUAAAUGAGUCCAUGCUGGCUUUGAACAGAGAUGAUGCCAGAAUCUUUCAUGAAAAUAUCAGACACGCUGGAGGCCCAAACUGGAAUAUAGAAGCCUACCACCUGAGGAGAGAGGACACUGAUUGGUUUGAUAAGCCAAGAGAGGGACACCCCCAGAGUGGAAAAAUGUCAGACAGGAGACAGAUGAAACUGGUUCCUUAUGCCUUCCCUCACACUCGCAUCAAGCUUAAGAAAGACCCGAAGGACACCAGCGUUUCAGGGAAUGGACUUGGGAUCCGUGUGGUGGGUGGGAAGGAGAUUCCAGGGAGCCAAGGAGAGAUUGGAGCCUACAUUGCCAAGGUUAACCCUGGUGGUGUGGCAGAACAAACAGGAAAAAUUGUAGAAGGAAUGCAGGUGUUGGAGUGGAACGGAGUUCCUCUGACAGCAAAGACUUAUGAAGAAGUCCAGUGCAUCGUGGGCCAGCCAUGUGUGGAGGCGGAGCUCUGUGUGAGACUUGACCUUAAUAUGCUGUCUGACCCUGAGCGCCCACAAGCCCUGGAGCACCAUGUCCAGCUUAAAGCAGGUGGCCAGCGUUCCCCUGGCGUGGACCCUAAGCAGCUGGCUGCAGAACUGCAGAAGGUGUCCCAGCAGCAGGCUCCUGGUGUAGCUGGAACGGGGGUUGGGCAUGGGGGAUUGGGGGUACUCUCUGCACUGGAGCGCACUGCCCUCCUCCACUCUGGUACUGGAUCAGCUGCUUCCAGUGGUGUGCCAAGCCCCGGCCAGCCAGCAUCGCCUGCCAUAAACAAGAAACAACGACCUAAGCCAACAGAGGUAAUGAAGACACCUCAUCCCAUCACUGGAGAAAUUCAGCUCCAGAUCAACUAUGACAGGAAUCUAGGAAACCUGAUCGUCCAUGUCCUGCAGGCUAGAAACUUGGCCCAGAGGGACAACGACAGCUACUCUGACCCUUUUGUCAAAGUCUACCUCUUGCCUGGGAGAGGCCAAGUCAUGGUUGUCCAGAAUGCAAGUGCUGAUAACAAGAGAAGGACCAGGUAUGCCCAGAAGACCAUGAACCCAGAAUGGAACCAGACUGUCAUCUACAAGAACAUUCAUUUGGAGCAGUUAAAGAAAAAGACGCUGGAGGUGACAGUGUGGGACUAUGACAGAUCCUCCUCCAAUGACUUCCUUGGAGAAGUGCUGAUUGACUUGUCAAACACGACCCAGCUAGACAACACUCCUCGCUGGUUGCCUCUGAGAGAGCAGAGCGAGAGUAUUGAGCACAGCAGAGCCCACCAUGCUGCUCAAGGCCCACCGGGGUCCGGGUCAGGUCAGAGUCAUGGUCAGGGACACGGCCAAGGCUAUAUGUCAGUGCCUGGGAUGGGGCCUGGACAUAGUAUGGGACAGGGUCAAGCACCAGGACAGGGAGAUGGGAGUAAUGAUUCGCCUAAAAACUCUGUCAUUAAGAGCCGAAGCCAUGGAAUCUUCCCUGAUCCAGCCAAAGACAUGCAGAUGUUGCCUUUGGAAAAGUCACACAGCAGCCCAGGCAGCUCCAAGUCUUCCUCUGAUGGCCAACUGCGCUCCCAUGGCCCCUCCCGAAGCCAAAGCAAGAGCAGUGUCACUCAGGCCCACCUUGAGGACGCUGGAAUAGCCAUUGCUGCCGCCGAGGCUGCUGUGCAGCAGUCCCGCCUGCAACCAAGACCCGGACACCGACUGUCUGAUGUCUCAGGAUCUGUGGUGCUGUCAGCCCCGAGUCUUGUGGGUGACGCCUAUGGAGAUUUGGGUGGAGAAGAGGGGGAGGGCACCGGGGUGGACAGUGCCAUUUUUCAAGUACCACGCAUUGGUAAGACUAUCCCUAACGGCACUGACAAAAACCAACUCGGGACUCCCGAAAAUGAAGGUGGUAAAACACAAGUGAUGGGGGAGAUCAAGGUUGCUCUCAAGAAGGAGGUGAAGACUGAAGGGGACCAACUGGUCUUGGAGAUCCUUCAGUGCAGAAACAUCACUUACAAGUUCAAGAGCCCUGACCACCUACCAGACCUGUAUGUGAAGUUGUAUGUGGUGAACGUAGCCACUCAGAAGAGGAUCAUCAAGAAGAAGACCAGAGUUUGUCGGCACGACAGAGAGCCCUCUUUCAAUGAGACCUUCAGAUUCCCCCUCAACCCAACUGGACACUCCAUACAGCUUUUCUUGGUGUCCAAUGGAGGCAAGUUCAUGAAGAAAACCCUGAUAGGGGAAGCCUACAUCUGGCUGGAUAAGGUGGACAUGAGGAAGAGAGUGGUAAGCUGGCACAAGUUGUUCGUCAGCUCCACUCAGACCAACCCCUGAGCACCGUACCAAAACCAUGGAGAUGCAAUAGAGGUGAUGCCAGAAUGAACUACUACAGACAACAGAUUUGACAAAAAGAUGAAUAUGAGAAAAAAAAUGAGAAAAGGAAAUAAAAAAGAUCUGGUUAA